CUUGAUGAAAUCGGUUUAAAAGAGGCGUUUUCCCCAAUUCCUUUUAGUUCUUCCGACUUGUAACGCUGAGAACACCAGUACACAUGGGAUCUACACCUCAAGAAGCAAUCUCUGUUUCGAGAUUUGUCGAACUGCUAAAGCCGAAAUUGAAAACCUCACAGUUUUUCUGGUAUCUGGGACAUGUAUCUACAGUUGUGAAUACGGUGUUGUAUCAGUUCUUUGCCAUCUUUUCGGCUAGAACUUCAAAAAAGUACUAUAACUAUGCGCUCUUAUCAAUAGUCACGACGUACUCAAUUGUGCUAUUCCAAGUGGUGAGAUCCUCAAAGACCAGCAUAUUUAACGUUCGGUUCUUGAUGUCAAACGACAACUUCCAAUACUUGGGGCUGGCGGUAGUUUGGUACUUUGUCUCCCACUACAAGGUCAUCAGCGGAGGGCUAUAUCCAUUCAUCAUAUUCUCAACCUUCCAUGCGGCAAACUAUACAAAGAACUACAUAUUGCCGAUCUUACCAAGCCUUUCGUCCCACACAAAGGAUCAUUAUUCAGCGGUGAUCCAACACUUUAUAUCAACUUACAACGAGCAAUCUCUGAUCAUCGCGACGAACUGUGAGAUUUAUAUUCUUAUACAACUCCUGUUGGCAUCUCCGUUGAUCCUGUACUACCUCAUCACAAACUUUUGGCUGGCCAUUGUCAAUGUGAUCGUACUCGUUCAAUACGCAUGCUUCAUCAAGAUGAGAUAUAGGCAAUCAAAGCAUACAAAGAUGCUGUUCGACGGUACGGUUUAUAAAUUGGAGGUCAUUGUGAACUCCGGAAGAGUUCCCGGUGCUCUUGUGGCUUAUUACUACCAGCUGAAACAACAAGCUGUUCAAAUCGUCAAUGCCCUUCCAGUUUAAGAGCCAGUAUUGACGCUAUCAAUCCAACAGCUACACAAACCAUA
Molecule: messenger RNA, 934 nt
Organism: Williopsis jadinii
Lineage: Eukaryota; Fungi; Ascomycota; Saccharomycetes; Phaffomycetales; Wickerhamomycetaceae
Gene: PER33
Product: Per33p
Exons: 2
Coding region: 84-890 (268 amino acids)
Biological process (GO): membrane organization; endoplasmic reticulum tubular network organization
Cellular component (GO): endoplasmic reticulum; membrane
Source: RefSeq, a predicted model, not a curated record